UGUAUGGUGAAAAGCUUUUGGUAUCUGCGCCUUCGUCAUCGUUUUUGGGUGUGGUGAAUUUGUGAGAGUUUGGUAUGGGGACUUUUGCCUUGCAUUUGUGUGCGUUAUAUAAGUCGGUUAUGAGUCGCGCGAACUGACGAACCCAACCAACCCAACCAACCCACCCCCCUCACUCUUUCGUCACCCCUAAGAGAUAUCACCGCUAGCCGAAAAAUCCACCACGGCCCCAUUGAGAAUGUUACCAAAAAAGUUCUCAGUUGUUGAUAGCGCACACAUUUAGCCAGCCGUAUAUUCCGCCGUAGUCCGUAUUCCGUAUUCCGUUUGCCGUUUGCCGUUUGCCGUGGAGCGACCGUGCAGAGCGCUUUUCAGUCGCUGAUUUGACCGCCAAACAAACGCAACGCAGCUCGGCUGGUUUUUACUUCUAAAAAAAAAAGAAAAGAAGAAAGAAAAUAGAAAGAAAAACCAACAACAAAAAUAUAAGAAAAAAAAAAGUCAAAACGCGCUCUCCGGUCCAUAACAACAACGAUAACAAAAACAACCAACCAACCAACAACAACAAUAACAAAAAGCAAUUACAUAUAAAAAAAGAAAAGAAAGGAAAGGAAAGCCAAGUUAAACGAACUUUGACAACAACAACAACAGCAAGAACUAAGUUUGCCACUAAAAAGCAAUAGCAGUCAAGUGCAACAAUAACAAUAGCAAUAACAACAAUAACAACAACAACAACAACAAGAAGCGUUACUAGUAACAGCCAAAGCAACAACAACAAAAACAACAACAAAAAGAACAAACAUGGGAAAAAAGAGCUCCAAGUUGAAACAGGAUACCAUUGAUCGCUUAACAACGGACACAUACUUCACAGAGAAAGAAAUACGUCAAUGGCACAAAGGAUUCCUGAAAGACUGUCCCAAUGGCCUGCUCACAGAGCAAGGCUUCAUCAAAAUCUACAAACAAUUCUUUCCACAAGGCGAUCCCAGUAAAUUCGCUUCGCUGGUUUUUCGUGUCUUCGAUGAGAAUAAUGAUGGCUCCAUUGAGUUCGAGGAGUUCAUACGCGCCUUAUCCGUCACAUCGAAGGGCAACCUGGACGAAAAACUGCAGUGGGCCUUCCGUCUUUACGAUGUGGACAACGAUGGUUACAUAACGCGAGAGGAGAUGUACAACAUAGUGGAUGCGAUCUAUCAGAUGGUGGGACAGCAACCGCAAUCGGAGGACGAGAAUACGCCGCAGAAACGAGUGGACAAGAUCUUCGAUCAGAUGGAUAAGAACCAUGAUGGCAAAUUAACAUUAGAAGAAUUUCGUGAGGGUAGUAAAGCUGAUCCACGUAUAGUUCAGGCGUUAAGUUUAGGUGGUGGUUAAAUCGAUUUAAUAAUGCCCCCGUUUACGAGAGAUAUACCAGACCCAGAUUCCAAUUCCACACAAAACAAAAAAAAAAGAACGCGCAAUACCCCGAAAAAGAAACUUUUGAUCAAAACCCCGCUAUAAAAAAUAAAAUCAAGUAAAAAUAAUAUAUAUAUAUAUAUAUUAAAUAAAAUAUAGUAAGCUGUGGGAGAUAUGUUGGUACAGUGCCACGCCCCCCCUUGCGCCCUUCGUUUGCAUUCGCUUCUUCACACUUCACACUCUUUCUCUUCUCUCAACGCUUUUCUCAAUUCUUGAUAAACCCCAAUUUCUCGAUUCUCCGCGCGUCGCUAGCGACACUGAAGAUGAUAAUAAUUUUUUGAUAUAUGCAUAAAACGAGAUGGAAUAAAAAACCAAAAACCAAAAACCAAAAACCAAAGCAAAACGAAUCGAAAAUGAAAUUAAUUUUUAAAUAUACACCAGUAUAUAAAGAUAUAUAUAUAUAUAUAUAGGAAAAAUCAUGGCGUAGUCAGAGCGCAGUUCAUAGCAAUAAUGGAAAUAAAAAAUUAAUAAAUAAAAACAACAAGGAAAGAAAAUAUAUAUAAAAAAAAACUAAUUUAAAAUCGAAAUCGAAAGGCGGGAGGCGGCGUGAGGCGUACGGCGCGAGGCGUUAGCCGUUAGCCGUUGGGCGCCACAAAUCAAUUUUUGAAGCAUACACCAAUUACGAGUAAACUAAUUAAACCUACGAGUAAAUCAGCAUAAUUAUACUAUACAAAACUUAAACUAAACAAUUAGAGCCGAAACUAAGCCUACGAAUCAAUUUGUGCAGCGCCUUCAAAGCAGUAAAAGCAGAAAACAAAAAACAAAAACAAAACAUAAAACUAACUAUUUAAGGGAGUUAUCUAAACUCGAUCCAAGUCAGCUAAUUUCACUCACGACAGCCAACAGCAGCAGCCACUAAUAUCUACACCUUAAAGAUAUAUAUGCUAUAUAUAUAUAUAUAUAGUUACAUGUAUGAAUCUGAGAAGAAUGUGGCCGCAGACGGGGCAAACAGAGUUCAGAGUUUAGAGGGGGGAUGGCUACAAAAGCAGGAGAAGGGGAGCUGGUUAGAAAGAUACUAAAGACAAAAAUUCUAGAAAUUCCUUUGACUAAAGUGAAGUUUAUGUAAGAGAAAGUUAGCUAAACUUGUAUUUCCUAGUAAAAAUGGCAAUGUUAUUUAUCUUCGAUAAAUACCUAUGAUAAAUAUCGAUAAUUUAUUUAUUAUAACACAAAAUAUAUAUUAUAUGUCAAUUUUAUAUCAAAACGUAACAGCAUAAUCCCUGAUUUCUUGCAAAAUUUGAAACUUAUACUAAAGCAUAAAUCGAUUUUAUAUCGAAAAAUUGUUAUCGAUAGUUUUCCAAACUGAAUUACCUAACAUUUUAACUAUAUUUCUAUAUUUCAUUAAUAUUCCGAUAACUAAACUUUCGAUAUUUAUCGAUCCCUUUAACUUGAUAUGCAAAUCAAGUUUUUAAGGUUAGUUUUUGUGGUCUAAAAACCCGCUUUCUAGGUCAGUCGCAGCAUAAAACUUAACUCGGCAGUUUCAGCAGGCUUUCUCUUCUGUCUUACAAUCAUGAAACGCACUUUCACGAACUACCUAACCUAACCAGCUCCCUUCGAUAAGACAACGAAUUCUUGACAGAUUCAAAUGCAGUUUUUUCUUGGCCAAAAACCAUAUUUAAACAAAGAGUGUUGCAUACCCGAAAGGCGCAGUAAAGAAAGUUGUUUGCUUACGUUUUGCUAUCGCUCUAUCUCUGUUUCUACCUCUCUAUCUCGCUCUCUAUAUAUAUAUCUCUCUAUCUCUGUCUAUCUAACUGUAUUUCCUGCUUUGCCUUGUUUUCCGUUAAGCGUUGUAUGUACGUUUAUCCAAACCCCCAAACCCCCCCCAAAGAAAAACAACAACAACUACAACAACAACAACAAUGACAUGCAAAAAAAAAAACCCAAUAAGAAACCAUAUUAUUACAAUAACAACAACAAGAACAACACGAACAAUAGGCGGAGCAGGAUAAAGCAGAAGCAAAAAAGAAGAAGAAAAAUGAUAGAAGAAGAAAUAAAGGAUAAACGGAAAGGUCUUGAUAAAGAAGAAGAAGAAAAAGUUGAAUUAUAAACCAGAAUUAGCUGCAAAAUGAUGGCAUUAAUAAAUAAAAAACUAAUCAAAGAACGCACAGAGAACAACAACAACAACAACAACCAGAGCCACAUCAACAGCCAGAACAUGAACAACAUAUAUAUAUAUAAUAUAGAUAUAUAUAUAUAUGAUAUAUAUAUACAAAAGAAGGAACAAAGUUGGUGCAGUUAGGAUAUAUAUAUAUUAUACCUUAUACCGAGUAUAACAACAAAAUCCAUCAUACGAUUUAAUUUCUAUUCUAUAUGCGGUUCAGCUUUAUUAUUGCAUUGAUUUUUCAAUAAACAACCAGUCGAGAACAACCGUUUUACUAUUCCGAUGACUAUUAUCUAUAUAUUAAAUAUAGAGAAAAUACCAAUUAAUCAAUCACCAACCCCCCCCUCGAUACACCACCCCCACAAGGCUUUCUCACGCCCAACUAUCUAGCUCUACCUAACAGACUACCCUACCCUUUGCAGUAGCCUCUAUGUAAUCUUAGAUAUGGGAGAUGUUAUCGAAGCACUCUCAACCACUCAUACACUCUCACUUACACAUACACAAACACACACACACCCACAUAUAUACUGUAUAACUAUAUAGUGCCUAUGUAUAUGUAGUAGUAAUUCUUAUGAUUUCGCCUGCUUUGCCUUCUUUAAUGAGAGAACAUUCCUAAUUGAUCGAUAAUAAUCGUUUAUCAUUUAUCGUUUAUCGUUUAUCGUUUAUCUUUUCCUAUGCUUUCCAUGUAUUUAAGCACCAAUCUUAAAAAAAAAAGAAAAUGAAAAGUUUAAACACAAAAUUUAAAAAAGAAAAUGCCAUGCAAAAACCAAAGAAAUACACAAAAAAGCAAACACACACA
Molecule: messenger RNA, 4334 nt
Organism: Drosophila eugracilis
Lineage: Eukaryota; Metazoa; Arthropoda; Insecta; Diptera; Drosophilidae
Product: frequenin-1
Exons: 8
Coding region: 793-1356 (187 amino acids)
Molecular function (GO): calcium sensitive guanylate cyclase activator activity; calcium ion binding
Source: RefSeq, a predicted model, not a curated record